AUAGGAGGAAAUAGCCCAGUGGGGUUUAAACAGUCUCACGCCAGCACUAAAAAUACUGGUAUCGUACCGCUGCAUGUGACUUAGGUUUAGUUAUUAAAAAUAUAGGACCACAUCCACCUGAGACUGAGUUCUGUUUACACAGUGGUUUCUGAGCCUCCACACUCCGGCUAAGACCAGCAAGCCUCCACCACGUACAUUCACAGCAAGAUAGAGCUUGGGCUGGUUCCUUGUCCGGUGGUAAAUCGCCAGGACGGCAUGCAAGCUCUAUCGCUCCAGGGUAUGUUUGGUGGAGGUUUGCCCCUUUCCCCGGAGUGCCGAAAGCACGGAGGUCAUCGCGAGUAAUUGCGUGUCUUCCAACAACUGUUAAGCAGCAGUUGCCACAGGAUAACGCUGAAAGAGUUGCUCCGCAUCACCUUAUCACAAAAAAACGUUCUGCUGAAAAUGGAGACAGCCGACAACCAAAGAAGCCUGUUAAGCAGCAGUUGCCACAGGAUAAGACGGAAAGAGUUGGUCCGCCUCAGCCGGUCGAGAAAAGAGGCCCUGCUGAAAACGGACACAGACAGGAACGAAACAGGAGGAGGAGGCCAAAGAAGAAGCAGCUCGUAGGAGACAAUACAGAAGCACAGCAAAAGAUGGACAUAAAGAAGAAAGAGACAGACAAAAGUAAUGAAGGUGAAACAAAAAGCAAUGGAGGAGAAUCAAAACCUGCAACUACAGGAGAACAAAGAGAACCGUUUAAAAAGCGUAAGAGGCCAAGAAAGCCUAAAGGAAAUCUAAAUACAACUGAAAAGGUAGAUGACAGUACCUUCGAAUUCGGAAAUUCGGAAAGAUCAUUUAAGAAACUUGAGGGAAGCAUAUCUCCCAAAACCCUAAGAGUCCUCCAGCAAUUAGGCUUCAAGGAGAUGACGGAGAUUCAAGCCAAGUCGAUCCCUAAACUCCUUGAGGGACUGGACCUGCGAGGGACAGCCAAGACCGGAUCUGGGAAGACCUUGGCCUUUGCCAUCCCAGUGGUCGAGUUGAUGAGCAAGUUGAACUUCACGCCCAGUCAAGGAACUGGAGUUGUCAUCCUCUCUCCAACCCGCGAGUUGUCCAUUCAGACACGUGAUGUUUUGGCGCCCUUUGUGAAGGCUCACUCGCUGACAGUGGAGUUGAUUAUGGGAGGUACCAACAUGAAAACUGAAACUGCAAAGUUACAGCGAGGUGUGAAUAUUAUAGUUGCUACACCAGGAAGAUUCCUAGAUCAUCUCCGAUCGACUAAAGAUUUCGUCUUCAAAAACAUGGCGUGUCUUGUCCUUGAUGAAGCAGAUCGAAUUCUUGAUGUAGGAUUCGAGCAUGAUCUCAAGCAAAUCUUACAACAUCUACCAAGAGAACGUCAGACAAUUUUGUUCAGUGCAACAAAAGAUACAAAGACAAAUGCUUUAGCCCCACUUGCUCUUAAGGCCAAUCCUGUAGAAGUCGAUGUAGACUCUGACAAAAAGGAGGCAACAGUGGAUGGCUUAGAACAGGCAUAUGUGGAGUGUCCUAUUGAGAAGAGGAUUCCCCUCCUCUGUAAACUUAUUAAAGAGAAUCAGGACAAAAAGGUCAUGAUUUUCCUGAACAGCAUCUGGAACGUCAAGUAUUACCACCACCUCCUUAACUGCUUGGGAAUUCCUGUUUCACUCCUUCAUGGGAGAAUGUCACAGAAUAAACGAACCGAAGGAUUCUUCACGUUCAAAAAUCAAACGAAAGGUACAUUGCUGUGCACCGACGUGGGUGCCAGAGGCUGGGACAUUCAAGGCAUCGAGUUGAUAAUCCAGUUUGAUCCUCCCUCUGACCCCAUGGAGUACAUUCAUCGGGUUGGAAGAACUGCCAGAGCUGGAGGCAGUGGCAGUGCCAUACUGUUUCUUCAACCACACGAAAGUAUGUUCAUUGCUUACAUGAAGUCCCGCAAUGUUACCCUUCCUCCCAUGGAUCUUUCAUGGGGGGAAGUAGAAGAUCUGAAGGUCGAGGAGUUAAACCAGCAGGAUGAGCACCUCCCCGGGAUGGGAAAGAAGGCUUACCGUGCUUUCCUACGAUCCUAUAUGGCCCUUCCCCUGAAAUCUAUCUUUGAUCCGAAUAAACUGGAUACAUUAAAGGUUGCUAAAGCAUAUGGCUUCACGAAAGAACCACUGAAAGUGCGUGGAUUAAGAAAGGAAAAACGUAAAUGAAAGAAGUGAUAUUUUUAGGUUGUGAUGCAUUUGUCUUAUUUUAAUUUUUUUUCCUCUAGUUACUUCAAGGUUAUUUCUUCUCUUUUUUUUAUGUAUUUAUUUAUUUUUUCUUUUACUCUCCUCUUCCUCUCACUUCCUUUCUUUCUUGUUUUUCCUCCUUUGGUUUUAUUUUUUAUUUUCCUUUUCUCUUUUAUCUUUUCUCUUUUUCUUCUCUCUUUUUCUUCAUAUUUUUCUUCUUUGCUCUCCUUUUCUCUUUUAUCAUCUUUUCUCAUUUCUCUCACUUUCUCUUUUCUUUUCUCAUUUCUUUUCCUUUCCCUUUUCUCUCUUUUUCUUUUAUCUCUGACCAUUUGCCCAGAACUGCUUUAGAAGAUUUGUUGCCUUAACCCAUUCGCGCCGGGUAGAAAUGAACAAAAAUUGGGGAAAAUGCCGUGCUCAUUUUUUAUAUUUUUUCGUGAAAUAUCUCUACACUAGAUGGCUCUGCCUUACCUGAUUUCACCUUUACUUGAAUUGGCGGGAAAAUGUAUUUUUACUAGUGCUAUGAAUAUCGAGGGUUAUUUUUGUUAUAAACUUUAUAAUUACUAAAAUGUUGUAAACAUUUGUAACAGCAAAAUAAGAUAACGUAAAAUAUUUUCGUAAAUUAAAGAAAAGGGUAAACAGGCAAGAGAGGCAGUACAAGUACAAGUGCAGCCAUCUAUGUGUGAAAACAAUUAAACAAGUAAACUCAUAGUGGGCCUGUCACAUAUAUGUGACACCCGGCGCGAAUGGGUUAAAUUUUUACCUAUAACAAAGCAUUGAUAUAUUCACUCAAAUGUUCUACAGCUUAAUGAGUGUACUACAAUAACAUGAAUAUAUCAGUGAUGCUAGAGAUGAAAAUUAAAGCUAGCAAAACAUUUCAUAAAUGCUUUUUCGGGUAGUUGGUCUGAAAACACAUUUGGACACAUACUCUCAUUUGACUUGGAGUAUCAGAUAUUAUUUUUAUGAUUUCCAGUUUUAUAUUACCUUUCAUGUAGCUGUUAGGUAUACAGGCUCAGCCUAUAUAUAUAUUUUUUUUUGUUAUGAGCAGGUUGUACUGUUAUGUGGAUAAUAGUGAGUGUUAUCACUAAAGUUAUCAUUUUAGUUUUUUCCUUUCUCUCUUUUUUUCCUUUCUUUCUCUCUUUUCUGUUCUUUUUUGUUUGUCAGAAUAUGACAUGGCCUUAGGUAUGAAAGCUGAGAUUCGGUAAUAGUACAAGCUGUGCUUCUAGGGAUCAUUACAUGUUUUAUAUGGAUGCAUUUACUUUAAAAUGUAUAGAUCUUUUCAUAAAAUAAAAUAAAAAUAUUGGAAUUU
Messenger RNA from Penaeus indicus, 3510 nucleotides. Its product is annotated as probable ATP-dependent RNA helicase pitchoune. Gene Ontology annotation, molecular function: ATP binding; RNA helicase activity; nucleic acid binding. Lineage: Eukaryota; Metazoa; Arthropoda; Malacostraca; Decapoda; Penaeidae. The coding region runs from base 633 to 2186 and encodes 517 amino acids. The record is from RefSeq and is a predicted model, not a curated record. The transcript has 13 exons.